Molecule: messenger RNA, 1622 nt
Organism: Paramecium pentaurelia
Lineage: Eukaryota; Ciliophora; Oligohymenophorea; Peniculida; Parameciidae
Source: the annotation of a GenBank genome assembly
AUGAGUCAGUUGAAAUUUGUAAGAUCUAAGAGUACCACUAGAUCAAAUCCCUUAGGCAGAUUAAAAUAACAAUUAAAGUAAAUUUAGAAACCUGGUAAACUCCAUGUGAGUGUUGGAAGAAGCAGGUAAUCUUCAUAACCCAAUGAAGAAUUACUCAUUUCAACGCCAAAAAAUAAAAUGAAUUUAAAAUUGCUUUAACUUCAUCAGAUUAAUGAAAAUACUGUUUCAGUAUAAGGAUCAGCUGGAUGGCAAUCUCUGCUUCCAUUAUCUCAUGAUGCUAGGAUAAUCAACGAUUCAAAUAAACUAUCAAAUUCAACUUAAUACAAUGGAAAUUGGGGAAAUAUUUAUAAUAAAUAACAUUACUACACUCAAACAAAUUAUUGUUCUUAAAAAUUAGAUGAAAGUUCAAAAACAGAUAAAUUAGAUGGUUUUUAAGUCAAAUCAACCAAAUUAAAUUCAUCUAAUUAAUAAUCAUUUUCUGUGUGGGAUGCAAAUAAUACUUCAAAAUUUAAUUUUAAUUAAUAUGCACUCAAAUAAAGUGAACUAAUUAAUUAAUAAUAGAAUCUAGAUAAUGAUUAAUAUAGAUUAUACAAUUCUACUCAUUCAAAUAACAAUAUAAAAUAAAGAAAUGAGAAUGAAAUGUAAGAAUAAAUUAAAAAUUAAUAAAAAAAUGAAAAAUUUGAAUCAAUGAUUUUAGAUAUAUAUCAUACAUCUACAAAUAAUAAAUAAUCUAAAACUUAACCUAUCAUUGAAUUAAAUGAAGAUGAAGAAUUUUAAGGUAUGAAAUGUAGUACUUAAUCAUCCUAAAAAUAGAUUCCAAAAUUUUAUAGUGAAAUUUUAACUGAUAGAUCACUUAUUCUUAAAAUACCUAAAAGAUUUAAGGAAACUGAAAUUUAAACAAAUUUUACUUAAACUCAUCAAAUUGAUACUAAUAAAUAUUCUAAAUUGAAUUAAUCUUGUAAAUCAACUACAAAUGCUUCAGUUUAAACAAAAUCUAAAAAAAAGAAUUUAGGAUUAUUUUAAUAUCAAUUAUCAUAUUUAUCCCCAAAACAAAAUAAAAAUUUCUUAGAUACUGAUUUAUUAUCAUUAGAUGAUUUUUAAUCAUAAAUUAUUUAUGAAUCUUAAUAAGAAGAUUAACACAAAUUGUAAAAUUAAUAUUAAAAAGAGAUUGAUUUUAAUAAUAAUAAGUAAAUGUAUUCUCAUAAUUAAGAUCAUAAAUUUUGAGUUAAAAGAGUAAUCUUUAUUUGACAAAAUAAUUACUUUUAGAUCCUGAAGAGGAUUCCUAACCUUUCUACUUAUAGGCUGAACCCAAAGAAAUUAAUUCUAAUUUAUAUGAUAAGAAAUCCAAUAAUUAAAAGAGUAUUUCAAAAGAAUUUACACAUAAUAGUUGUACAAACAUUUCAAAAGGUAAAAUUGAAAAAAGUACAUCAUUUUAAAGUGUAAAUUGUUACAAAGACCAUUUAAAAAUCUUAAUAAAUUAAAGUUCUUAAAAUAAUUGUAAAAUUGAUUAGAAUUAACCUUAUAUAGUUUAAGAGAAUAAAUAAAAAUAUCCUUUGAGAAGUUCAUAAAAUAAUUAGAAUAUGAAGAAAUAAUAAAGAUCAAAAUAAACAAAAAAAAAAUGA